Molecule: messenger RNA, 807 nt
Organism: Fibroporia radiculosa
Lineage: Eukaryota; Fungi; Basidiomycota; Agaricomycetes; Polyporales; Fibroporiaceae
Exons: 6
Coding region: 1-807 (268 amino acids)
Biological process (GO): proteolysis
Molecular function (GO): aspartic-type endopeptidase activity
Source: RefSeq, a predicted model, not a curated record
AUGGCUCUCGGUUCUUCCUUCCUCGCUAUUCUUGUCCUCACUCUCGCUGUCGCGGCUUCCCCUCUAGAGGCCCGCAACGGCCGGGUGUCUCUGCCCCUUGCAAGGCGGACGAAUUCGACUGGUGUUACCAACGUUCUCGCACGCGAUCAGGCGCGCGCGCAGUUCCUGAAGAACCGUGGACACAGUGACCUCAGAUCGCGUUCAGGUUCUAUCGCGGCAGUGAAUCUGGUGGAUACCUACGUCGUCAGCGUCGGGAUAGGCGAACCCGCUACAGACUACACUCUCAUCGUCGACACCGGCUCCUCGAACACAUGGGUUGGCGCGAACAAGGCAUUUGUUGCAACUCCGAACACAGUCAACACUGGUAAUAUAGUUGAUGUCUCCUACGGAUCAGGCUCUUUUUUUGGUGAUGAGUACUCUGGCACCAUCACCCUGGGCAAUGGUUUGAGCAUCAGUAAGCAAUCUUUUGGUGUUGCAUUAGAGGCCAAGGGCUUUUCAGGCGUCGACGGGAUCAUCGGUAUUGGUCCCAUAGACUUGACCCGCGGAACCGUCCAAGACACUAAUGAAGUCCCGACUGUGACCCAGAACCUGUACACACAAAAGGUCAUCGGAGAACAAGUCGUCUCUGUCUCCUUUGCACCUACCACCUCCGAAAGCGACGCUAAUGGCGAGCUCACUUUUGGUGGUACCGAUCCCAGCAAGUAUACAGGCUCGAUAGCCUACACGUCAGUCAUUGUUGACGAUGUCGUGUCCUCAAAUCCAGACUCACCUUCCCCCCAGGCCUCUCACAACCACCUCACCUGCUAG